AUGUCUCGGACCACCUCUUCGCCACUGCCCGACAUUGGCGAUCUUCCCAGCAACUUCGUCGAUCAUCUCCUUCUCAUCACUCAGUCCCUGGUCAACAGCAAGCCACCGCCCUCUGUUGUGUGGCAAGAUGUCGAUGGAGGCAGCUGGAAGCAAAAUCGCCGGCAGAGGACCGAGAGCACCAACGCUGAGCAUGCCACCAGCUCGGUCAUUAGUGAGCCGAUUCCAGAGAAUGGCACCCUCGACGAGGACGGGGGAACAGUCACGCUGCCCUUGCCCCGAUUUCAUUACGACGGGGGCGACGAAAAGACGCAGAAGAUCGAAGCCAACAUUGGCAGAUUAGUGGAGAGAUUGUGGCGUGCUGAGGACGAGCUAGAGAGGAUCCACCAACAGCAAAGUAAAGAGCGGCGGAGCAGCACGUUGGACAACGGUGAUUCAGAGGCGCCCCUUUCACCCACGGGCUCCGACACCAUGUCAUUCUCCCGCAGCAAGUUCCCGUAUCCCCUCAGCCACGCGCAUCCCCAGAGCAGCACAUAUCCACUCUCCUAUCCGCUCGGCAUGGGUCGCGAUGGACCCGUCCUUCUCACCCCAGCCGGUGGCAGUGGCGCUGCCGGAGGAGCCAGCGCAGGGGCCGAGGGUGCCGUCGGUGCCUUUGAGCGGUACGACGACGAGAGCGGCCUCAGUGCUCAGGAUGAGCUCAAUCUUCUCAAAGCGCAGGUGCAGGACAUUGCUCGCGUGUGCAAGGCUGUUGCAUUCGGAGAUCUCUCGCAGCACAUCACUGUUCCUGUGCAGGGACAUGUCAUGGUCGAGCUCAAAGACAUCAUCAAUCAGAUGGUCGAUCGCCUCUCUACUUUCGCCGCAGAGGUCACGCGAGUUUCGCUCGAAGUAGGCACGCAGGGCAAGCUGGGAGGUCAGGUUGAGGUUGAGGGCGUCGAGGGCCGGUGGAAGGAGCUUAAGGAUGUGGUGAAUAGACUAGCCGAGAACCUCACAAACCAAGUGCGAGGUGUUGCCCUCGUCACAAAGGCCGUCGCAAGAGGAGACCUUUCCAAGAAGAUCGAGGUGCAGGCCGACGGCGAGAUUCUUGAGCUCAAGGUCACAAUCAACGUCAUGGUGGACCAACUCCGACACUUUGCGGACGAGGUCACUCGCGUUUCCAGAGAAGUCGGCAGCAAGGGCCAGCUUGGCGGACAAGCGAGCGUUCCCGGUGUCCAAGGCGUCUGGGAGGAACUGACGAUCAACGUAAAUCGAAUGUGCGCCAAUUUGACGGAACAGGUGCGAUCCAUUGGCAUGGUCACGACGGCCGUUGCGAAGGGAGACUUGACAAAGACGAUCGACAUCGACGCAGAGGGAGAAAUGGCACAGCUCAAGGACACCGUCAAUUCGAUGGUGGGCCAGCUCCGUAUCUUUGCGAGCGAAGUCGUGAGAAUGUCGAUGGAAGUCGGUACCCACGGCAAGCUCGGCGGCCAGGCGCACGUCCCAAAUGUCGAAGGAACCUGGAAAAACCUGACCGACAAUGUCAACAAAAUGGCAGACAAUCUUACAUCUCAAGUGCGAGAGAUUGCUCGGGUAACGAAGUGCGUCGCAGAGGGUGUCCUCACCGAGUUCAUCAAUGUCGAUGUCAAGGGCGAGAUUCUCGACCUCAAAUUGACAGUCAACAACAUGGUUCGGCAACUCAAGACUCUCUCUGACGAGAUCAUUAGGGUCUCCGUUGAGGUCGGCACCGAGGGAAGGCUCGGAGGCCAGGCCAACGUCGACGACGUCAAAGGUCAAUGGCAGGUGCUGACUGAACGAGUGAACAUGAUGGCCAGCAAUCUCACCACCCAGGUGCGAUCGAUCGCCACUGUCACAACGGCCGUCGCAGAAGGCGAUCUCAGCAAGACGAUCAACGUCGAGGUUCGCGGCGAAUUCCUUGGUCUCAAGCUUACGGUCAACAACAUGGUUGAAUCGCUCCGGACCUUCUCAACCGAGGUGACCAGAGUAGCAAAGGAGGUCGGCACCGAAGGAAGACUAGGUGGACGAGCGGAGGUGCUGGGCGUGGGAGGAACGUGGAAAGAUCUCACAGACUCAGUCAACACCAUGGCCGCCAACCUCACCCUUCAGGUACGAGCAAUUGCCCAUGCUACGACGGCUGUCGCCCACGGUGACCUGACGCAAAAGGUCACGAUUUCCGUCUCGGGCGAGAUCUUGGACCUGGUCAAGACUAUCAACAACAUGAUUGACCAACUCUCCUUCUUCGCUUCUGAGGUCACGCGUGUGGCGCGAGAGGUGGGAACGGAGGGUAAGCUGGGUGUCCAGGCUCAAAAGAAGGACAUCAAGGGCAAGUGGGGCGAAAUCACCGACAAUGUCAACAUCAUGGCCAACAACUUGACGUCGCAAGUGCGAGCCUUUGCUCAAAUCACAGCUGCGGCCACAGACGGAGACUUUACGCGCUUCGUCACUGUCGAGGCGAGCGGCGAGAUGGACUCGCUCAAGACGAAGAUCAACCAGAUGGUCUACAGCCUUCGCGACUCGAUCCAGAAGAACACGGCAGCUAGAGAAGCGGCCGAGCUUGCAAACCGGAGUAAAUCGGAGUUCCUCGCAAACAUGUCGCACGAGAUCCGUACGCCGAUGAACGGCAUCAUCGGCAUGACGGCCCUUACGCUCGAAACAGAGCUUUCGAGAAGUCAAAGAGAAAAUUUGGUGACGGUCUCGACCCUGGCCGGCAACUUACUGGCCAUCAUUGACGACAUCCUCGAUAUCUCCAAGAUCGAGGCUGGUCGCAUGAACGUUGAAGAGAUUCCCUUCUCACUCCGUGGCAUUGUCUUCAGCGUUCUCAAGACGCUUUCGGUCCGAGCGACGCAGAAGAAACUUAAUCUUCUCUACGAGGUGGCGCCAGACUGCCCCGACCCCCUCAUUGGCGAUGCGCUCAGGCUAAAGCAGAUCAUUACCAAUCUGAUCGGCAAUGCCGUCAAGUUCACAGAAGCGGGCGGCAGAGUCGCCCUCAAAUGUACAUUGGCCAAGCAGGUCUCGCCAACGCAGGCACUGCUCCAAUUCUGUGCCUCGGAUAGCGGUAUCGGCAUCAAACAGGACAAGCUCGAUGUCAUCUUUGACACAUUCUGUCAGGCUGACGGCUCGACGACUCGCAAGUACGGCGGAACCGGUCUGGGUCUGUCGAUUUCGCGGCGGCUUGUCAACCUCAUGGGCGGUGACCUUUGGGUCCGCUCCAACUAUGGACACGGGUCUGACUUCUUCUUCACGAUGCUCGUCAAGCUCGACAGCAUCAGCAGCCAUCAGGUGCGCGAUAAGAUGAGACCUUACCAAGGCCGCACCAUCUUCUACCUCGACACGCUCAACGAUCAGACGGGCAUUCGUGCCAAGCUCGAGGAGCUUGGCCUGAAAGUCACAAGGGUUCAUUCGAUCGCGGAAGCGGGACAGCGGAGAAGAACCCAGGGGCGCAUCGAUGCCAUUGUUGCCGACUCACUCUCCGUCGUCGAAGACAUUCGAUCUCUGGACCACUUGCGCUACAUCCCUAUCAACCUCGUUUCGCCCACAGAGCUCGUGCUUUCCCUCACCCAGUGCCUAGACUUUGGUAUCUCGUCGUACAUCAACACUCCGACGUCGCUGGCCGACCUGUAUUAUGCUCUUCUUCCUUCGCUCGAAUCUUCCGCCAGCGCGCCGACCGAGGGCACCAACGAAGUCGUCUACGAUAUUCUCCUCGCCGAGGACAACCUUGUCAACCAGAAGCUGGCGACUAAGAUCCUUCAGAACCAGGGCCAUCGCGUCGAGGUUGUCGACAAUGGCGAGCUGGCUUUGCAGAGGAUCCGCGAGAGGACCUACGAUGUAGUCCUGAUGGACGUUUCUAUGCCUAUCAUGGGCGGUAUCGAAGCGACCCGGCUCAUUCGGCAAUUUGAAGCAACGCUCGAGCCGCCGGCCUCGAGGGUCCCGAUCAUCGCGCUGACGGCGCACGCGAUGCUGGGCGACAAGGAGCGCUGCAUCGCUGCUGGAAUGGACGGCUACUGCUCCAAGCCGCUGAAGAGCCGGGACCUGCUCGCGACAAUGCGCCAGGUCAUUCAAGACUGCCAGCAGAAGGUCGAUGAAGUCGCAUGA
This is a messenger RNA of Acaromyces ingoldii, 4083 nucleotides long. Its product is annotated as putative nik-1 protein (Os-1p protein). The transcript has 5 exons. Lineage: Eukaryota; Fungi; Basidiomycota; Exobasidiomycetes; Exobasidiales; Cryptobasidiaceae. Gene Ontology annotation, cellular component: membrane. Gene Ontology annotation, biological process: phosphorylation; cellular hyperosmotic response; phosphorelay signal transduction system. The coding region runs from base 1 to 4083 and encodes 1360 amino acids. Gene Ontology annotation, molecular function: phosphorelay sensor kinase activity. The record is from RefSeq and is a predicted model, not a curated record.